This is a messenger RNA of Symbiodinium pilosum, 1746 nucleotides long. The record is from the annotation of a GenBank genome assembly. NCBI's taxonomy places the organism in Eukaryota, Dinophyceae, Suessiales, Symbiodiniaceae.
AUGCGCAGCCAAACACUUCGAGACCGAGAUGACAACCAGAGCGUUGAUUCGGGCGAUGAUGAUGGCUUCCCUUGCAUCAAUGACGCCGACACAGGCUUCGACCGAGCAAUUUCCACAGGAAGCGCAAUUUCGUUUUCCAGGAGGGGUGAAAUCAUUGAGGUAGAGCCCGAAGAUCACCACGCCAUGCGAAACCUGGCAAUUUCUGCUGGUUAUUUCCAGCGAGCCGGCUCAGACAGUGCUGAAGUGGCGGCGAUGGGCCGUGGUAAAUCUGGCUUAUCAGUCCAUCGUGCAUAUGGUUGCGCCAAAAAGUUGGUUCGCAAUCGGUAUUUUGCGCACUUCAUGGUCGUGGUGGUCUUGUUUGAUGCCUUCCUUACUGCCAGUGAUAUAGACUCGCGGGCCGCGGGCGCACAGACUCCAGUUGCUGUGAUUGCAGCGUCAUCCGCGUGCUUGGCACUGUACACCCUGGAAUUUCUUCUGCAGCUGGCUGCACGAGGCAAACGAAUUUUCCACGAUUGGAUGACGAAGCUGGAUUUGCUCAUCAUCGGAUCUGGCUAUGCCGAGAUAUUCCUGGGGAUGAUGGUAGAGUUAGCCAUUUUGGAUAAGAUAGGGAUUGUCCGCGUCCUGAGAUUGGGUCGGAUCGUCCGCUUGAUGCAAUUACUGCGCAAAAACCGCUCACUUAAAGAGCUGCGGAAACUGGUCACAAUGUUGGCCACAUGUUUCAGGACUCUGCUUUGGUCGUUCUUGUUUUGCUUUUUGGUCAUGACCGGCUGGGCGAUGCUGAUCGUGGAGAUCAUCAAUCCCUAUGUCAUAGAGAUGCAAGCAUCCGCUCCGUUCGACAAUUGCCCGGAAUGCAUCCGAGCAACCUCGUCAGUCAUGCAUGCAAAUUUGAUGCUGUUCAAGACGGUGAUCGCAGGGGAUAGUUGGGGACUCAUUGCUGUACCCAUGAUUGAACGACACCCGGAGACUGCAAUCAUAUUUGUGGGCGCAUCUCUGACUCUAGUCUUUGGCGUCCUCAACUUAAUCGUUGCGGUUGUGGUUGAUACCUUCGCCGAAACACGAGAGAACGAUGUGGUCAAUCUGGCACAAGAGAUGGAAUUCAGCAUGGAGGAUGACCAACAACUGCUGAAGCAAAUUUUCAGCAGGAUUGACACGAACAAGGAUGGCGAGCUCACACUGGAAGAGCUCUUGCAUGGAGCGCGGACCGAUUCAGAGUUUCAGAGCAGGUUGCGAGUUAUGGACAUCGACGAGGUGGACUUGCAGCAAUUCUUUGACAUGAUCGACCUCGAUGGUUCUGGUUCCAUCGAGGCUGAUGAGUUCGUGAUUCCUUUGAGCCGCUGGGUACAUGAUUCAAAGACGGCGCCUCGAUUCAUCAAGUACAACUUGAUGCGGGCCAUGGCGCAGCAGGAAGAGCUGCUCAAGUAUUCUCACCAACACUUUGCUGCCAUUUCGGAGCACCUGCAGGACAUUUCGGUGGCUCUGGACCGGCACGGCAGCAGAACACACCGGCGCCCGUCAGCGGACAUGAAGCCAAAGCGCGGUUCGGCAUCCAAGUCUCCCACCGAAAAGCGCGUCUCUUGGGAGUCAGAAGCAGCAGAGGCUUCAAAGAAAGAGCCUAAGGCUCACGACACCGUGCGGGUGGAACAGACGCAUGUCGCGGCCAUCAAGAGCCAGCUUGACAAAUUUAAGACGGAUGUGGAAUUUUCACUACAGGCAGCUGUAAGGGCACUGGAUGAAUGCAUCCAGGAG